CCAGUAAACUUCACAAUUGUGUGAAUGGCAAUAUUGAACCGAUGUUAUUACUAUGCCUUGAAUUUGGGGUCUGCUUUUGCAAAGUAUUCAUCAUCAUACACUUAGGAUAUUUGGGUUUUCUCUCUCCAGUUGCCCAAAUUCGUGGAUGAACAUCAAAUAUGCACCGAAAUCUCUCUUUUUGCACUAAAAUGGAACCGGCGCCAAAAGGGUCUUGUGUUGAUGAGAUCAAAUGGUACGAGCUCCUAACUCCACUCUACGAGCCCCUGGAGGAGCUCAGCUACCUAUGCAACGCUCGCCCCCCACCACCCCCCACUCCCUGCGACCCCACCGACAUGCCCCUCGACAACCUCCCCAUGUUUACAGGAAGUCACUAUGUAGGGUCUGGUGACUGCUACAUCCGGGGAGACAAUCUGAUGAACAUGAACUACCGAGCUCCACUCCAUAUGGAGUACAUGCAACCAGCUCACCUGAACAUUGGGCCAGCUGGUGAUGUCACCAAACAGUAUAUGAACUAUCAGCACCAACCCUACGAGUGGCCUGUCAAUCACCCACAUGCUCCUACUCCUCCGCAGUUCCUUGACGAAACCAUGAUGAUACUACCGGAAUGUGCAAAGUUGCCUCCUGCUGAAAUGCCGAGCCUUACGGAUCCGAGUUCCCCCUCAAGAAAGGUCCCACCAACCAAAAAAAGGAAACGUGAAUGCCAAGAGGAGGACGAUAAGGUGUACAUUAAAAAGCCACCUAAUGCAUUUAUGAUAUUCCGAAAAGAGCAAAGGGAGAAUGUUAUGGCGCAGUGGAACAUUCGCGACAGUGCCGUGGCCAAUAAAGUUCUGGGUCACAUGUGGAAAUCGCUGUCGGAGAAGGAGCAGGAGAAGUAUUAUCAGCUUGCCGAUGCUGAAAAACGCCUCCAUACCCAGCUGCACCCCAACUGGUCCUGCACAGACAAUUAUGGUCGAAAGAGGAGGAAGCAGAGGAGCAGAAUGGCUCCCUAAGGAACUCGUCCAAGCAAACUCCUCCUGUAACUUGACAUACCGUUCUAGUGUUUGACUUAAUCACAAGUCACUUGAAGUUCUAACAAGAUAUCGACUGAGCUGGAAAAUGCUCAGCAAGUUCAUUAAUUUAAAACUGUUCUGUUAUUUGUGCAAUGAUAGCUUUUACACAAUGCUUCAUUAUUGGUUGCUUGUAUUAUCUCCACUAUUGAUGCGUGAGCCAAUGAUUUCCAAAGAAGGUGAAAAAGCUUUUAAGUAAGCUUAAUGUCCACAUUUCCAUGAAUAAAUUUAUACAUUUAUGAAAAUUA
This is a messenger RNA of Syngnathus typhle (broad-nosed pipefish), 1294 nucleotides long. RefSeq names its product transcription factor 7-like 1-C. The record is from RefSeq and is a predicted model, not a curated record. Gene Ontology annotation, biological process: regulation of transcription by RNA polymerase II; canonical Wnt signaling pathway. Bases 159 to 989 code for a protein of 276 amino acids. Gene Ontology annotation, cellular component: beta-catenin-TCF complex. The transcript has 8 exons. NCBI's taxonomy places the organism in Eukaryota, Metazoa, Chordata, Actinopteri, Syngnathiformes, Syngnathidae. Gene Ontology annotation, molecular function: RNA polymerase II cis-regulatory region sequence-specific DNA binding; DNA-binding transcription factor activity, RNA polymerase II-specific.